Molecule: messenger RNA, 777 nt
Organism: Babesia ovata
Lineage: Eukaryota; Apicomplexa; Aconoidasida; Piroplasmida; Babesiidae
Product: Crooked neck cell cycle isoform 1, putative
Exons: 1
Coding region: 1-777 (258 amino acids)
Source: RefSeq, a predicted model, not a curated record
AUGGUGGACACGAAUGUCAACCAAGCUAACCAGCGCCGCAGGAGGUGCUGGAUUCUGGUGGGCGCUGGCAUUGUCGGUCUAGCUGCUCUAAUUCUCACAAUCAUUUUGGUUGCGGUCCUCUGCAGUAGCGAGGACCCUAAGGCCGAGCGAUACAAGUUGACCACCUUCGACGCCAUGGGAAACAAGAAGGUCAUGGAUAUGACACCUGACCAAUUUUUCGAAGCUAUGAAAGCAAACACAGCCUUUAUGCUUGGGGAAGGCCGCACGCAAAGCGAAGCUCUGUACAGCUGCAUCCUCGACAUGACAAAGGAUCUGGACAAAUGGAAAGUGGCCGCUGAUGAGGCUGCAGCUACGGCAGAGGCUGAGAAAGCAGCCACGGAUAGCACGACAGGCGCUGAAAAAACACCUAGUAAGACGGCAAAACUAACCGCUGGCGACGUCGCUGAACCGGUCAAAACCGUAUUCACAGCAAAAGUUCCAGAGACGAAACCUGCAAAGGCACCCACUCCGGAACCUUCAACUACCCCUGAAGACACAUCUGGCUUAAGGGGUACUGCCAGCGGGGUGCCGGUUAGUUUACCACCCCAGCGAGACAUGCAAAUUGCAGAGCGGUUAGAGGAGAAAGCUGAUGAGACAGUACCCCCGGCCAAGACUGGUGUCGCCGGCUCCGUAUGGAACUACAUUUCUGCGGUGCCGAAAGCUAUAGGCAACAUGGUGCCACCGCAACUGUUUAUAGACACCUACGAGGGCGACUUAGGCAUAGAUGACAUUUCGUAA